Messenger RNA from Microtus ochrogaster (prairie vole), 7100 nucleotides. RefSeq names its product nuclear receptor coactivator 1 (gene Ncoa1). Gene Ontology annotation, molecular function: nuclear receptor binding; protein dimerization activity. The record is from RefSeq and is a predicted model, not a curated record. The coding region runs from base 551 to 4756 and encodes 1401 amino acids. Gene Ontology annotation, biological process: cellular response to hormone stimulus; positive regulation of transcription by RNA polymerase II. The transcript has 24 exons. NCBI's taxonomy places the organism in Eukaryota, Metazoa, Chordata, Mammalia, Rodentia, Cricetidae. Gene Ontology annotation, cellular component: nucleus.
GACCUUGGCCAGCCCGUCAGCCUCUCUGAGUCUUGUUCGCCCCGGGACAGAGAAAUGGGGGCGACCUAGGCAUGCCUUUCUGCGCGUGCAGCUUUCGACGGCCCCUUUGCCUAGCGCGGCUGCACUUGCCUUUCUCCCCCCUGGAACUAGGGCUUCCGAGCUUUUUGAAGUAUAUACUACAAUGCUGUACAGUAACACCACUGUACGACAGACCGCCAGAAUUUCCUAUUUCUAUCUAGAUCUGUCCAUACUAAUGAAAAUGUAACUGGAACCGAUCUGAUGAUAAAACCAAGGAUCAUUAGACAAGAUCACGUGGGAGGAAACCUUGCUUCCUAAUGAAGACACCAACAUUCAGAAUUUCUCCCUAUUCAAAGUUGUUCGUGUAAUUGCCCUUAAAUGAGGUGAGAACAAAUGGACUAGAGCCAUCUCUGGACAGCAUUGUGCUACUCCGUUCCCUAAGAAGCUGCCCUCUGGAGCACUUGAUUUGACUAUAUCUGCUUUGAGGAUUCAUUAUGAACAAGGAAGUCUCCCAGGUGUGAAGUUUGUCAACAUGAGUGGCCUUGGGGACAGUUCAUCCGACCCUGCGAACCCAGACUCACAUAAGAGAAAAGGAUCGCCAUGUGACACACUGGCAUCAAGUACUGAGAAGAGGCGCAGGGAGCAAGAAAAUAAGUAUUUAGAAGAACUAGCUGAAUUACUGUCUGCCAACAUCAGUGACAUUGACAGCUUGAGUGUAAAACCAGAUAAAUGCAAGAUUUUGAAGAAAACAGUAGAUCAGAUACAGCUAAUGAAGAGAAUGGAGCAAGAGAAAUCAACAACUGACGAUGAUGUGCAGAAGUCCGACAUCUCAUCCAGCAGUCAAGGGGUGAUAGAAAAGGAGUCGCUAGGCCCUCUUCUUUUGGAGGCUUUAGAUGGAUUUUUCUUUGUUGUGAACUGUGAAGGAAGAAUUGUAUUUGUGUCAGAAAAUGUGACCAGCUACUUGGGAUACAAUCAGGAGGAAUUAAUGAAUACCAGCGUCUACAGCAUACUGCACGUGGGAGAUCAUGCAGAAUUUGUCAAGAAUCUGCUACCAAAAUCACUAGUAAAUGGAGUUCCCUGGCCUCAAGAGGCAACACGCCGAAAUAGCCAUACAUUUAACUGCAGGAUGCUAAUUCACCCUCCAGAUGAGCCAGGUACUGAGAACCAAGAAGCUUGCCAGCGCUAUGAAGUAAUGCAAUGUUUCACAGUGUCACAGCCAAAAUCAAUCCAAGAAGAUGGCGAAGAUUUCCAGUCAUGUUUGAUUUGUAUUGCUCGGCGAUUACCUCGGCCUCCAGCUAUUACAGGCGUAGAGUCCUUUAUGACCAAGCAAGAUACUACAGGUAAAAUCAUCUCUAUUGAUACUAGUUCCCUGAGAGCUGCUGGCAGAACUGGCUGGGAAGAUUUAGUAAGGAAAUGCAUUUAUGCUUUUUUCCAACCUCAGGGCAGAGAGCCAUCUUAUGCCCGACAACUGUUUCAAGAAGUGAUGACUCGUGGCACUGCCUCCAGCCCAUCCUAUAGAUUCAUAUUGAAUGAUGGGACAAUGCUUAGCGCCCACACCAAGUGUAAACUUUGCUACCCUCAAAGUCCUGACAUGCAACCUUUCAUCAUGGGAAUUCAUAUCAUCGACAGGGAGCACAGUGGGCUUUCUCCUCAAGAUGACACUAAUUCUGGAAUGUCAAUUCCCCGAAUAAACCCCUCAGUCAAUCCUGGUAUCUCUCCAGCUCAUGGUGUGACCCGUUCAUCUACGUUGCCACCAUCCAACAACAACAUGGCCUCUGCCAGAGUAAACCGCCAACAGAGCUCAGACCUUAAUAGCAGCAGCAGUCAUAGUAAUUCUAGCAACAGCCAAGGGAGUUUUGGAUGUUCACCUGGAAAUCAGAUUGUAGCCAAUGUUGCCUUAAACCAGGGACAGGCAGGUUCCCAGAGCAGUAAUCCCUCUUUGAACCUCAAUAAUUCUCCUAUGGAAGGUACAGGAAUUUCCCUCACGCAGUUCAUGUCUCCGAGGAGACAGGCUAAUUCUGGCUUGGCAACAAGGGCUAGGAUGCCAAACAAUUCAUUUCCUCCAAAUAUUCCAACAUUAAGCUCCCCAGUUGGCAUUACUAGUGGUGCCUGUAAUAAUAAUAACCGGCCCUAUUCAAAUAUCCCAGUAACAUCUUUACAAGGUCUGAAUGAAGGACCCAAUAACUCUGUUGGCUUCUCUGCUGGUUCUCCAGGCCUUAGGCAGAUGAGCUCACAGAAUUCACCUAGCAGAUUAAGUAUGCAACCAGCAAAAGCUGAGUCCAAAGAUAACAAAGAGAUUGCAUCCAUUUUAAAUGAAAUGAUCCAAUCUGACAACAGUGCUAAUGAUGGCAAACCUCUGGACUCAGGACUUAUGCAUAACAAUGACAGACUCUCUGAUGGAGACAGUAAAUACUCUCAAACUAGUCACAAACUAGUACAGCUGUUGACAACAACUGCAGAACAGCAGUUGCGGCAUGCUGAUAUAGACACAAGCUGCAAAGAUGUACUUUCUUGCACCGGCACUUCCAGCUCUGCCUCCACUAAUCCUUCAGGAGGUACUUGCCCCUCUUCCCACAGUUCUCUGACUGAGCGUCACAAAAUUCUGCACCGGCUUUUACAGGAGGGCAGUCCCUCAGACAUCACCACUUUGUCUGUGGAACCAGAGAAAAAGGACAGUGCGUCAACUUCUGCCGUGUCAGUGCCUGGACAAGCCCCGGGGAAUGCCAGCAUAAAACUAGAACUGGAUGCUUCAAAGAAAAAAGAGUCAAAAGACCAUCAGCUCCUGCGCUACCUUUUAGACAAAGAUGAGAAAGAUUUAAGAUCAACUCCAAACCUGAGUCUGGACGAUGUAAAGGUCAAAGUGGAAAAGAAAGAACAGAUGGAUCCUUGUAACACAAACCCAACCCCAAUGACCAAACCUGCUCCCGAGGAAGUUAAACUGGAGUCCCAGAGCCAGUUCGCAGCUGACCUUGACCAGUUUGAUCAGUUACUGCCCACGCUGGAGAAGGCAGCACAAUUGCCCAGCUUGUGUGAGACAGACCGGAUGGAUGGUACGGUCACUGGCGUCAACAUCAAGUCAGAGAUGCUGCCAGCGUCCCUUCAGCCCACCCCUGCCAGAUCUGCUCCCAGGCUGAACAGAUUGCCUGAACUAGAAUUAGAAGCAAUCGAUAACCAGUUUGGACAACCAGGAGCAGGCGAUCAGAUUCCAUGGGCAAAUAAUACUGUGACGACAAUAAAUCAGAAUAAACCAGACGACCAAUGCAUUAGCUCACAAUUAGAUGAGCUUCUCUGUCCACCAACAACAGUAGAAGGAAGAAACGACGAGAAGGCCCUCCUGGAACAACUGGUGUCCUUCCUCAGUGGCAAAGAUGAAACGGAGCUGGCUGAGCUAGACAGAGCGCUGGGGAUCGACAAACUUGUCCAGGGAGGUGGAUUAGAUGUAUUGUCCGAGAGGUUCCCACCACAGCAAGCAACGCCCCCUCUGAUGAUGGAAGAAAGACCCGCCCUCUACCCCCAGCCAUACUCAUCUCCUUCUCCUACCGCCAGCCUCCCUGGCCCUUUCCAAGGCAUGGUCAGGCAGAAGCCUUCCCUGGGGACUAUGCCAGUUCAAGUGGCACCUCCCCGAGGCACCUUUUCACCCAGCAUGGGCAUGCAGCCCCGGCAGACUCUAAACAGACCUCCAGCUGCACCCAACCAGCUGCGACUUCAGCUACAGCAGCGGUUGCAGGGACAGCAGCAGUUGAUGCACCAAAACCGGCAAGCUAUCUUGAACCAGUUUGCAGCAACUACUCCUGUUGGCAUGAACAUGAGGUCAGGCAUGCAGCAGCAGAUCACACCUCAGCCACCUUUGAAUGCUCAGAUGUUGGCUCAGCGUCAACGGGAAUUGUACAGUCAACAGCAUCGACAGAGGCAGAUUAUACAGCAGCAAAGAGCCAUGCUCAUGAGGCACCAAAGUUUUGGGAACAACAUCCCUCCUUCAUCUGGACUGCCAGUUCAAAUGGGGAACCCCCGUCUUCCUCAGGGUGCUCCACAGCAGUUCCCCUACCCACCAAACUAUGGUACAAAUCCAGGAACCCCACCUGCUUCUACCAGCCCUUUUUCUCAACUGGCAGCAAAUCCUGAGGCGUCCUUGGCCACCCGCAGCAGCAUGGUUAACAGAGGCAUGGCAGGAAACAUGGGAGGACAAUUUGGCACUGGCAUCAAUCCUCAGAUGCAGCAGAAUGUCUUCCAGUAUCCAGGAUCAGGACUGGUUCCCCAAGGUGAGGCCAACUUUGCCCCAUCUCUAAGCCCUGGGAGUUCCAUGGUGCCGAUGCCAAUCCCUCCUCCUCAGAGCUCUCUGCUCCAACAAACUCCACCCGCUUCUGGGUACCAGUCACCAGACAUGAAGGCCUGGCAGCAAGGAACAAUGGGAAACAACAAUGUGUUCAGUCAAGCUGUCCAGAACCAGCCUGCACCUGCACAGCCAGGAGUGUACAACAACAUGAGCAUCACCGUAUCCAUGGCAGGUGGAAAUGCGAAUGUUCAGAACAUGAAUCCAAUGAUGGGCCAGAUGCAGAUGAGCUCUUUGCAGAUGCCAGGGAUGACUACUGUGUGCUCUGAGCAGAUGAAUGAUCCAGCACUGAGACACACAGGCCUCUACUGCAACCAGCUCUCAUCCACUGACCUUCUCAAAGCAGAAGCAGAUGGAAACCAGGACAAGAAGACAGAAGAGUUCUUCUCUGUGGUGACUACAGACUAGAGGAAUGCUCUACAGGUGCAACAGGUUCAGGUGUUUGCUGACGUCCAGUGUACAGUGAAUCUGGUAGGCGGGGACCCUUACCUGAACCAGCCUGGUCCACUGGGAACUCAAAAACCCACAUCAGGACCACAGACCCCCCAGGCCCAGCAGAAGAGCCUCCUUCAGCAGCUACUGACUGAAUAACCACUUUUAAAGGAAUGUGAAGUUUAAAUAAUAGACAUGCAGAGAUAUACAAAUAUAUUAUAUAUUUUUCUGAGAUUUUUGAUAUCUCAAUCUGCAGCCAUUCUUCAGGUCAUAGCAUUUGGAGCAAAAAAUAAAUAAAUAAAAAUUUUAAAAAAAAGUUCAUUUUUGCUGGGAGAUUGAGAGAUGGUUUUACUUUCUUUGUAAAGGCCUUGGAUAUUGAAAAGAAUAACAAGGCAGAACAGUUGGACAAUCUUAUUUCUUGAGCCAAAAGUUAAUUAUUCUUAUUUUUAUAAUCAGUCAUUGGCUUCUUUUCUGGAUGAAGGCUUUUGGAGGGAAACCAAAAUAACAAGUUCCAAGGGGAGAUGAAGCCCUGCCUCACCGGCUCAACCCUGUCCCUGCCCUGGAAGAAGAGCCCAUGGGGCUUUGCCUGUCUGUCCACCAGAGGCUGUCAAGUUCCUCCCACCAACAGCCACCCCUCCCCGACCCCAGGCAGCUCGUGUGUACAAUCAGCUUCUCCAAGCAACUCUGUCUGUUGGCAUCAAGAGAAUAUUUUGCUUCUACAUAUGCACCCCUUCUCCUUUUUAUAAAGAUGGAUUGAAACCAAGAUGCCUCCAGGAAAGAGGAUGAAACGAGUAUAUUCACUGAGGAAUCCAAAAAAUGCAGUUUGGGGGAAAAUGCAAUAAUUUUUGUUGAGAUGGGUGAAAGACAAGAACCGAGUUCUAUCAAUUAUUGUAGAUAAAAUUUUCUGAUUAAGUCUGCGGGGGAAAGCAGCCUGUUCUUUCUGCUUUUACUAUGUUAACAGCGAGGUAGCUAAAGUUAUUUAAAAUAAAAUUAAAUUUAUGAUCCGAGUAGCUUAUUUUUUCCUUAAAUCUCACUGUAAAUAUAUUUUGAUUUCUUGUAGAAAUUGAUUUUGUUCUGUUUAAUUUUAUGCUUUGAUCAUAUUGGUUUUUUUUUAAAUUUGUGUGUGAAGUAUAAUGUUGGUUGAUUACAAUUACACUUGGCUAGUAAUUUCAUUAUCCCAGUGACUGUGAAGCCAUGUAUGGAUUUACUUUGGGACUCACCAAAGUGGCAGUGCCAGAAGGAGCUAUUCUAGCUGAGCUAGGGCAGACCACCCCAGGGUGUCGCAGGCCGUUUGUAGGAAGGGAAAUCAGAGCUCGCUCAAAGCAAAUCUGCUUUUUCUGUCUCAGAAUGACUUUGGGAAUUUGAAUUUCCAUCAGUGCAAAUACAAGUUUCUCUAUUCUGCUCUGAGGCUAAUUGGUACCAUGUUUUCCCGUUGUCUUGUUACUCUGCCACAUCCCGUCUCACCCUGGCCCCGAGAAAGGGGCCAGCGAACUGACUCUAGUGCUAGAAGUUCUGCCACAGGCAGGAGAGCUUGAGCAAGGUGUCGCCAGAGAGGCCAAGGGAGCCCUCCAGCACUAACCUUGAUCUGCAUCCGUGGGCCUGCUGACGACAAUACUGACCUUCUGCACCAGCUCCCUCUGCUCACAGAACAGAGGAAAGGCCAUAAGAACCAAUGCAGAUGAGGAGCAUGGACUCAAGACUUCAAGGAAGAAGCCAUUUCCCCAGGUCCUUCCUUCUGCAUCUCACCACCCCUAAUUUCAAAUAACUCCAUUGAACAGCAUCUAUUCAGAAACUACAGCAUUUUGAAAAUGGUGGAAGGGCUCGUGUGGUAGCAACUAUGAAACAGAAAUAGGACCCUCAGUUGCAAACAUUAUCUUUUUUUAGUUUUCCAGAAAAUGCAUCCCUGAUCUCAUUCAUUUCCAGCUUGAAAGCCCAGCCAUAUUACUCUAGUUCCUCCCAAACUGCUCUAGGAGGUCGUUUCCAUUUUGUUUGUGAUAAGCGUGCAGACUUCAGGAAGUUAACCUCUAACUUCAGCAUUCCAGAUGAAGUUUCCUGACUCAGUGCUUUUGCAUCAGGACCUAGAAGAGAAAAGCAGUAAGGAAAAUUGGAGAUGCUAACGUCCUCCCCCAUCCCCACUGCACCUUAAAGUAUGCAUGUCACCUUCGAGGUUUUAUAAUUGCACUGUUUGUUUUAUGUAUGUACAGAUUAAAAUUAUUGCUACAUUUGAGGAAAAUAAAAUUGCUUGCUUCUAUGUAAUUCCUGUCAUUCCACAGGAAAUUGACUUUUCCAGCUACUGAAUAGAAUUUGUUUAACAACCUCA